Molecule: messenger RNA, 1014 nt
Organism: Phytophthora infestans T30-4
Lineage: Eukaryota; Oomycota; Peronosporomycetes; Peronosporales; Peronosporaceae
Exons: 3
Coding region: 1-1014 (337 amino acids)
Source: RefSeq, a predicted model, not a curated record
AUGUACAAGUCGGUGAUCGACCCUCCUGGGUCACUAGAAUUUGCAUUCGACCCCCUACGGGCUCUCCAUGCUCACGAGGGUUCACGUUUACAAUGGCCUGAAUACCCGUACAAACAAGUGACGAUCGAUCGAGUACGGACGAAAGCGGGGGCGUUGUUGAUGGCCAGCGGUCAAGAAGUGUUUGAACGUCGAUUCGUUGAGGAACGAGCAGCAUUUCGACAGGCAAAGAGGGAGUUUAUUCGCAGUGAAAAGGCCAAAGUCGUGAGUAUUUUAGACGCCCAAGCUGCGCGUGAGAGAGCGCAACAGGAACAAGACGAAUUUACAGCAUGGGGGGCAAGACAAAUUGUAAAACGCUAUGAAGACGGCCGCAAAUACGACGGCGAUGGCGUCACGGAGAAUGGGGUGACGAUUCCUCAUGGGUAUGGAACGCUGUGGGUGCCCGAAGAAAAAUACACCACAACGGUAGGGCGGACUGCCGAUAUCAAACGAGUGAUUCGGUAUGUUGGCAACUGGAAAGAUGGUUUCAUGCAUGGUAACGGCACGUACUAUUGGGCUUCGGGUGAAUCAUGGAAAGGUAGUUUUAUUCGUGACGAGAAGCAGGGCAAAGGUAUCUACACUAGCAGCGAAGGAGAUCCAGACAGUCUUACUAGUAGUCGAGAUACAGGGCGUGAUGGAAGUAAGACUGAAAAGGACCAACAGGUACUUCAUCCAAAUCAACGAAUUCGCUACUUUGAUGCAGGUCAGCACGUGUGUUGGGGCGACGAGCUGAUGUGCGGAUGUCGCGUUCGACUCUUUAACAACCGGCACUUCGGUGAUCCGCUCGUGUCAGCUGUAAAGCGAUCUAAUGUGGGGUUGGAGGUGGAAACGGAGGCGGUGGUUGUUCGCUAUGACCCACAGACCGACCGUCAUCUUCUUCGCAAAGGCGAGACUGAAGAAACGCGGUGGAUAUCGCUUUCGAAUUCCGGUUUCAGAGUGCUGAAUUGUCGACCGAUAGCACGUUUCUUAGAAGUAUAG